UAAAUAUAUACAUCCAGUGUUAGUUUAUUGAACGAUGACUUAUUUUCAAAUUUUCUUAUGCCUCUUUUAUGCUUGUUUAAUGUCAGGGUUACAUGUUGUGGCAGGACAGCAAGGGUUGCGUUCAUUACAAGGUGUUUUACUAGCUAUAGACAACAUUGUAACAUUUUAUGAAAACAAUUACGAAAAAAUGAAUAUUGAUGGAAUUUAUGGAUCGCGCUUCUUAGAAGGUCAAAUGGAACUACUUCUCCAAGACUUAGAAAAAUUAACAAUUGCUGCUUCCCGACAUGAAGAUUUAAUAAAGCAUAUCUCACAACUACGUCUUAAGGCUGAAAAAAUCUCUGAUGAUGCCCUUCCUCAGUUGCAGUCCAGCAAUCCUGAUUACUUCGACAAACUUGCUGGUUUGGUGAAAUAUGGAUGGAGAGUUCAUCAUACAGACAGGGAGUUGGAUAGUAACUAUUUAUGGAAGGAAAAGGUGGAUCUGUUCGAUGAAGCAACACAGAAGGCUGAGCGACGCAUGCUGAAACAAUCUGACGAUUGCAUGGCCGAGCUGCUACAAACAGGGGUCAAAAGGUGUAUUGUUAGUUUAGACUGCUGCAAGUUGAUGACAAAACGAGGAUACAGUGGAUAUGCACUCUCUCAUCAGCUAUUAUAUACAGUCCUAGCUGAGCAGAUGAAUUGUACACGUGAAGUAGAUGCCAUAUAUGAAGAACUGGGAACAGAUAUUACUAGUAUACAGGUGGAAAUGUGUACCAACAGCUAUGCUCAAGUAGGGGAAAUACUAUCAAGAACUAACUAUACUGUGCUGCCAAAGAACCAAGAUUGGAUCAUGGAGAUAGAAUUUGUAUGCUUGAAUUUGGGCUUCUAUGAAUAUCUAGACAUGGACCUACUGGAGCAAAUGAUUUCGUGGCAAAAGCCAAGUGGUUGCUACGGUCGAAUGCCUCGUAAUACCAUUAUGAAUAUCAACGACGAUAACGAUGCUUUACAUGCAGAUGGCGCUGAUGAUGAUGAUGAUGUUGAAGAUAUGGAUGAAACUAUUGAUGAAUAUGAUUAUGAAGAUUCCAAUGAUGAAACAACUGUUACAAAUUCACUGAUGGAUAGUGCAUCUGAUACUCAUCACGAAAAUGAUGAGAAUACACACAGAAAUGAUGAGAUUGUUAAUAGAAAUAAUGACAAGGAUCCUGCAUCUAAUGUUUACUUGAUAGAAGAUUCUAAAUUAGAGACAAGUAAUAACACCAAGGUAUCUAAAAGUCCUGAAACUAAAACAAGAACAGAAAAUGACCUCUUUCAUAAAAGACAUAACAAUUAUGAAGAAAUAACGACUGAACCAGAUGAGAAUAAUAUACAUAUAGAACUACGUCAUGUACGAAAACUAUUGAGUGAAAUUGACUUGCACGAUACUGAUGGGUGCCUCGUCCAUAAAACAUCAGUAGCACUAUGUGCAUUGACAAUGUACGCAAAAUAUUUUAUCACAACAUACAUCAAUAAUUUCCAAAACUCACAAGAUCCAGAGGAAGGAAUAUCUGAAAUCGAUUAUACUGAUUUAUUUGGUGAACAUCACAGAAACGCUAAACACAAUGUUAAAAUAUUUUUUGACGACCUGGAUAAAGAAACGGAAGAACCUUUUGUAUUAGACAUUGCUGUUACACAUACAAUGUGGACUUUGGAGUUUAAGGAAUAUGUAACAUAUGCAUUGAUAUUUGUGAUAUGUGUUGGACUUGCGUAUUUGGUAAUUAAAAUAAUGAUAAAUUUAAAGCGCUCGUGUAAAAAGAGAGGAUAUAUCCGACGAUCUCGGAUGAUUUGAUGACUAAAGAGUUGCAAAACUAAUUCGUGUCAUAUAUUCAACAUAUGUGUAUAGAUGUCUCAACCAUGUCAACGGUCACCAACAUGUAAUGUUGUUUAGAGUCUAAAGCUAACACAUGAUCAUGAAGUGUAUGUGAAAUAAUUGUAAUUCGGUCACUGAAAGUUUAUGAAAAAUCCCUAGGGGUCAUAAUAUUACAUAUGACUUCUCCCAGUUCUUAAAACGUGUGGCUUAACCCCGCUAACGGGGAGACAAGGUACACGUUU
Messenger RNA from Owenia fusiformis, 2064 nucleotides. NCBI's taxonomy places the organism in Eukaryota, Metazoa, Annelida, Polychaeta, Sabellida, Oweniidae. The record is from the annotation of a GenBank genome assembly.